Molecule: messenger RNA, 1026 nt
Organism: Xyrauchen texanus (razorback sucker)
Lineage: Eukaryota; Metazoa; Chordata; Actinopteri; Cypriniformes; Catostomidae
Product: interleukin-17F-like
Exons: 2
Coding region: 343-813 (156 amino acids)
Biological process (GO): inflammatory response
Cellular component (GO): extracellular region
Molecular function (GO): cytokine activity
Source: RefSeq, a predicted model, not a curated record
CUUAUCAUAAUCUUAUCUAAUCAAUAAAAUCAUGGAACUAUUUGCCAGGAAUGUUAUGCUGAGCUGUAAAAUAUUUAACUGUCUCUUUGUGAGUGCACUUUCUAUAAAAUAUUUCUAUAAACUGUUAAUUGGUCUAAAAGUGUGGGCACCAUGUUUACAGAUGGUUUACUACUACUUUAGUUGUUGGAAGUGACAUUUGAUUUGCAGAAGAGAAUUUUGCAGAGUUAGCUGUUAGUUGUUGUUGUUGAUUCAGAUGCUUUUGAGCUCGCAAAUGUUAAGGGUUUACAGGGCAAAUGUAGAAUAUUAGCCAGAAAAGUUCUUGCAACAUGCUGCAAUCCUCUAAUGUCUCAAUUGCUUCAGGUUUUCAGAGCUGUGCUGCUGCUGUACUUGCUUGCCUUUUUACAUGAUGUAGAUGGUUCUUCUGGGAGAAGAUUUAAAAAGGGAAAAGGAAAAUCCAAUGAUUUGGGCAGACGCCUAAAGAAAGAACAUAGGAUCAUCCUGGAUCCAACUCUAAACAUGUCAUCUUUUGCCUCCCCAUCUCCAAGCAGGUCUUUGUCACCAUGGACAUAUGAAAUUUCCUGUGAUGAUUCACGAAUCCCAAUGGCAAUUUCUGAGGCAAAAUGUGAAAAAAGAGGCUGUUUAAAUGAAAAUGGGGAGGAAGACUUAGGACUGGAGUCUAAACCUAUAUUCUACCAGAUCCACGUCUUGAGGAGAGAGAAGGGCACAAAGAAGCAGUACUCCCUUAAACUGGAAAGUAAAAUCAUCAGUGUGGGCUGUACAUGUGUUUUACCUGUUGUUGUGCGUCAGAUAUAGUCUUAUACUUCACUCCAUAAUUUUUUUUUUACUGUUAGAUUCUUGUAUUAAUCUGCCUUUACAUUAAUCUUCUGAAGCAUUACUUUGAUCAUCUUUGUAUUUAUUAUAAUAUUCCCUUGAUUAAACUGCAUUCAUGGUCCUUGCUUUAUCCAUGUUUCUUGAGAACAUCUUUAUCUGAAGCAGUUUACAAAUGCUGCUCACAAUAGUCCUCAA